Messenger RNA from Acomys russatus (golden spiny mouse), 7248 nucleotides. It is a transcript of the gene Sptbn1, whose product is annotated as spectrin beta, non-erythrocytic 1. Gene Ontology annotation, cellular component: spectrin; plasma membrane; cell junction. Gene Ontology annotation, molecular function: structural constituent of cytoskeleton; actin filament binding; phospholipid binding. Lineage: Eukaryota; Metazoa; Chordata; Mammalia; Rodentia; Muridae. The transcript is spliced from 35 exons. Gene Ontology annotation, biological process: actin cytoskeleton organization; protein localization to plasma membrane. The record is from RefSeq and is a predicted model, not a curated record. The coding region runs from base 34 to 7125 and encodes 2363 amino acids.
ACUGAUGUGGAGGAGCACCUGAGACAGUUCAAGAUGACGACCACAGUGGCCACAGACUAUGACAACAUUGAGAUCCAGCAGCAGUACAGCGACGUCAACAACCGCUGGGAUGUGGAUGACUGGGACAACGAAAACAGCUCCGCACGGCUCUUCGAGCGAUCCCGUAUCAAGGCUCUGGCAGAUGAACGUGAAGCUGUACAGAAGAAGACAUUCACCAAGUGGGUCAACUCCCACCUUGCCCGAGUGUCCUGCCGAAUCACAGACCUGUACACCGACCUUCGGGAUGGACGGAUGCUCAUCAAGCUGUUGGAGGUCCUCUCCGGAGAGAGGCUGCCUAAACCCACCAAGGGCCGGAUGCGUAUCCACUGUCUGGAGAAUGUGGACAAGGCCCUCCAGUUCCUGAAGGAGCAGAGAGUGCAUCUUGAGAACAUGGGUUCCCAUGACAUCGUAGAUGGGAACCACCGGCUGACCCUCGGCCUCAUCUGGACCAUCAUUCUGCGCUUCCAGAUCCAGGAUAUCAGUGUGGAGACUGAAGAUAACAAAGAGAAGAAGUCUGCCAAGGAUGCGUUGCUGCUCUGGUGCCAGAUGAAGACAGCUGGGUACCCCAAUGUCAAUAUUCACAAUUUCACCACCAGCUGGAGGGAUGGCAUGGCCUUCAAUGCACUGAUACACAAACACCGGCCUGACCUGAUAGAUUUUGAUAAGCUGAAGAAAUCCAAUGCACACUACAAUCUGCAGAAUGCAUUUAACCUGGCAGAGCAGCACCUUGGCCUCACUAAACUGUUAGACCCUGAAGACAUCAGCGUGGACCACCCCGACGAGAAGUCCAUCAUCACAUACGUGGUGACUUACUACCACUACUUCUCUAAGAUGAAGGCCUUGGCUGUCGAAGGGAAGCGCAUUGGGAAGGUGCUUGAUAACGCUAUUGAAACAGAGAAAAUGAUUGAGAAGUACGAGUCGCUUGCUUCUGACCUUCUGGAGUGGAUUGAACAAACCAUCAUCAUCCUGAACAACCGCAAAUUUGCUAAUUCACUGGUUGGGGUCCAGCAGCAGCUUCAGGCCUUCAACACUUACCGCACAGUGGAGAAACCACCUAAGUUUACUGAGAAGGGGAACUUGGAGGUGCUGCUUUUCACAAUUCAGAGCAAGAUGAGAGCCAAUAAUCAGAAGGUCUACAUGCCCCGAGAAGGGAAGCUCAUCUCUGACAUCAACAAGGCCUGGGAAAGACUGGAAAAAGCAGAACACGAACGAGAACUGGCUCUGCGGAAUGAGCUCAUAAGGCAGGAAAAACUGGAACAGCUCGCCCGCAGAUUUGACCGCAAGGCAGCUAUGAGGGAGACGUGGCUGAGCGAAAACCAGCGCCUGGUGUCUCAGGACAACUUUGGAUUUGACCUUCCUGCUGUUGAGGCCGCCACCAAAAAACAUGAGGCCAUCGAGACAGACAUUGCUGCAUAUGAAGAGCGCGUCCAGGCCGUGGUGGCUGUGGCCAGGGAACUGGAAGCAGAGAACUACCAUGACAUCAAACGCAUUACAGCGAGGAAGGACAAUGUCAUCCGGCUCUGGGAAUACUUGCUGGAACUGCUCAGGGCCAGGAGGCAGCGUCUUGAGAUGAACCUGGGGCUGCAGAAGAUAUUCCAGGAAAUGCUUUAUAUUAUGGACUGGAUGGAUGAAAUGAAGGUGCUGUUACUAUCUCAAGACUAUGGCAAGCACUUGCUUGGUGUAGAAGACUUGUUGCAGAAGCACACCCUGGUUGAAGCAGACAUCGCCAUCCAAGCAGAGCGUGUAAGGGGUGUGAAUGCCUCUGCCCAGAAGUUUGCAACAGACGGGGAAGGCUACAAGCCCUGCGACCCCCAGGUAAUCCGAGACCGUGUUGCCCACAUGGAGUUCUGCUACCAAGAGCUUUGUCAGCUGGCAGCUGAGCGCAGGGCUCGCCUCGAAGAGUACCGUCGCCUCUGGAAGUUCUUCUGGGAGAUGGCAGAAGAGGAAGGCUGGAUCCGGGAGAAGGAGAAGAUCCUGUCCUCGGAUGAUUACGGCAAAGACUUGACUAGUGUCAUGCGCCUGCUGAGCAAGCACCGGGCGUUUGAGGAUGAGAUGAGCGGCCGCAGUGGCCACUUUGAGCAGGCCAUUAAAGAAGGUGAAGACAUGAUCGCAGAGGAGCACUUAGGGUCAGAUAAGAUCCGUGAGAGGAUCACUUACAUCCGGGAGCAGUGGGCCAACCUGGAGCAGCUCUCGGCCAUCCGGAAGAAGCGCCUAGAGGAGGCCUUACUGCUGCACCAGUUCCAGGCAGAUGCUGAUGACAUUGAUGCUUGGAUGCUCGACAUCCUCAAGAUCGUCUCCAGCAAUGAUGUGGGCCAUGAUGAGUACUCCACCCAGUCCCUGGUCAAGAAGCAUAAAGACGUAGCCGAAGAGAUCACCAACUACAGGCCCACCAUCGACACGCUGCAUGAGCAGGCCAGCGCCCUUCCCCAAGCACACGCAGAGUCUCCGGAUGUGAAGGGCCGGCUGGCAGGAAUUGAGGAGCGCUACAAGGAGGUGGCGGAGCUAACGCGGCUGAGGAAGCAGGCCCUGCAGGACACCCUGGCCCUGUACAAGAUGUUCAGCGAGGCCGAUGCCUGCGAGCUCUGGAUUGAUGAGAAGGAGCAGUGGCUUAACAACAUGCAGAUCCCAGAGAAGCUGGAGGACCUGGAGGUGAUCCAGCACAGAUUUGAGAGCCUCGAACCAGAAAUGAACAACCAAGCUUCCCGGGUUGCUGUGGUGAACCAGAUUGCACGGCAGCUGAUGCACAGUGGCCACCCGAGUGAAAAGGAAAUCAGAGCUCAGCAGGACAAGCUCAACACGAGGUGGAGUCAGUUCAGAGACCUGGUGGACAGGAAAAAGGAUGCUCUUCUGUCUGCCCUGAGCAUCCAGAACUACCACCUCGAGUGCAAUGAAACCAAAUCCUGGAUCCGGGAAAAGACCAAGGUUAUUGAGUCUACCCAAGACCUUGGCAAUGACCUGGCGGGGGUCAUGGCCCUGCAGCGCAAGCUGACCGGCAUGGAACGAGACUUGGUGGCCAUCGAGGCGAAGCUGAGUGACCUGCAGAAAGAGGCCGAGAAGCUGGAGUCCGAGCACCCUGACCAGGCCCAAGCCAUCCUGUCUCGGCUGGCCGAGAUUAGUGACGUGUGGGAGGAAAUGAAGACCACCCUGAAGAACCGAGAGGCCUCCCUGGGCGAGGCCAGCAAGCUGCAGCAGUUCCUGCGGGACCUGGAUGACUUCCAGUCCUGGCUCUCCAGGACGCAGACUGCCAUCGCCUCAGAGGACAUGCCGAACACGCUGACUGAGGCAGAGAAGCUUCUCACACAGCACGAGAAUAUAAAAAAUGAGAUUGACAAUUACGAGGAGGACUACCAGAAGAUGCGGGACAUGGGUGAGAUGGUCACCCAAGGCCAGACUGAUGCCCAGUACAUGUUUCUGCGGCAGCGGCUGCAGGCCUUAGACACUGGCUGGAAUGAGCUUCACAAAAUGUGGGAGAACAGACAAAAUCUUCUGUCGCAGUCCCAUGCCUACCAGCAGUUCCUCAGGGACACAAAGCAAGCAGAAGCUUUUCUUAACAACCAGGAAUAUGUUUUGGCUCAUACUGAAAUGCCCACUACCCUGGAAGGAGCUGAAGCAGCUAUUAAGAAGCAGGAAGACUUCAUGACCACCAUGGAUGCCAACGAGGAGAAGAUCAAUGCUGUCGUGGAGACUGGCCGAAGGCUGGUGAGCGAUGGGAACAUCAACUCGGACCGCAUCCAGGAGAAGGUGGACUCUAUUGACGACAGACACAAAAAGAAUCGUGAGGCGGCCAGUGAACUUUUGAUGAGAUUAAAGGACAACCGUGAUCUACAGAAAUUCCUGCAAGAUUGUCAAGAGCUGUCCCUCUGGAUCAAUGAAAAGAUGCUUACAGCCCAAGACAUGUCUUAUGAUGAAGCCAGAAACCUGCACAGUAAAUGGUUAAAGCACCAAGCAUUUAUGGCAGAACUUGCAUCCAACAAAGAAUGGCUUGACAAAAUUGAGAAGGAAGGAAUGCAGCUCAUUUCAGAAAAGCCGGAAACAGAAGCUGUGGUGAAGGAGAAACUCACUGGUUUACAUAAAAUGUGGGAAGUCCUUGAAUCCACCACCCAGACCAAGGCCCAGCGGCUCUUCGAUGCAAACAAGGCAGAGCUUUUUACGCAGAGCUGUGCAGAUCUAGACAAAUGGCUGCACGGCCUGGAGAGCCAGAUUCAGUCUGACGACUAUGGCAAAGACCUGACCAGUGUCAAUAUUCUGCUGAAAAAGCAGCAGAUGCUGGAGAAUCAGAUGGAAGUGAGGAAGAAGGAGAUUGAGGAGCUCCAGAGCCAAGCCCAGGCGCUGAGUCAGGAGGGCAAGAGCACAGAUGAGGUGGACAGCAAGCGCCUCACUGUGCAGACCAAGUUCAUGGAGCUCCUGGAGCCCCUGAAUGAGAGGAAGCAUAAUCUGUUGGCUUCCAAAGAGAUCCACCAGUUCAACAGGGAUGUGGAAGACGAGAUUCUGUGGGUUGGCGAGAGAAUGCCUUUGGCCACUUCCACAGAUCAUGGCCAUAACCUUCAAACUGUGCAGCUGUUAAUAAAGAAAAAUCAGACCCUUCAGAAAGAAAUCCAGGGACACCAGCCUCGCAUUGAUGACAUCUUUGAGAGGAGUCAAAACAUCAUCACAGACAGCAGCAGCCUCAAUGCCGAGGCCAUCAGGCAGAGGCUUGCCGACCUGAAGCAGCUGUGGGGGCUCCUCAUUGAGGAGACUGAGAAGCGCCACAGACGGCUGGAGGAGGCGCACAAGGCCCAGCAGUACUACUUUGAUGCAGCUGAGGCAGAGGCAUGGAUGAGUGAGCAGGAGCUGUACAUGAUGUCUGAGGAAAAGGCCAAGGAUGAGCAGAGUGCUGUCUCCAUGUUGAAAAAGCACCAGAUUUUGGAACAAGCUGUUGAGGACUAUGCAGAGACGGUACACCAGCUCUCAAAGACUAGCCGGGCCCUGGUGGCUGACAGCCAUCCCGAAAGUGAGCGUAUUAGCAUGCGGCAGUCAAAAGUCGAUAAGCUAUAUGCUGGCCUGAAGGACCUUGCUGAGGAAAGGAGAGGAAAGCUUGAUGAGAGGCACAGGUUGUUCCAGCUCAACAGGGAGGUCGAUGACCUGGAACAGUGGAUCGCCGAGAGGGAGGUGGUCGCAGGGUCCCAUGAGUUGGGACAGGACUAUGAGCAUGUCACGAUGUUGCAGGAACGGUUCCGAGAAUUUGCUCGAGACACAGGAAACAUUGGGCAGGAGCGUGUGGAUACCGUUAAUCACAUGGCAGAUGACCUCAUCAACUCUGGACAUUCAGAUGCUGCCACCAUUGCUGAGUGGAAAGAUGGCCUCAAUGAAGCCUGGGCUGACCUCCUAGAGCUCAUUGACACGAGAACACAGAUUCUCGCUGCCUCUUAUGAACUGCAUAAGUUCUACCAUGAUGCCAAGGAGAUCUUUGGCCGGAUCCAGGACAAACACAAGAAACUCCCUGAAGAGCUUGGACGAGAUCAGAACACCGUGGAGACUUUGCAGAGAAUGCACACCACCUUUGAGCAUGACAUCCAAGCUCUGGGCACUCAGGUGAGGCAGCUGCAGGAGGAUGCAGCCAGCCUCCAGGCAGCCUAUGCAGGGGACAAGGCUGAUGACAUCCAGAAGCGGGAGAAUGAGGUCCUGGAAGCCUGGAAGGCCCUGCUAGACGCUUGUGAGGGUCGCAGGGUGCGGCUGGUGGACACAGGAGACAAGUUCCGCUUCUUCAGCAUGGUGCGUGACCUCAUGCUCUGGAUGGAAGACGUCAUCCGGCAGAUCGAAGCCCAGGAGAAACCACGGGACGUGUCAUCUGUUGAACUGUUAAUGAAUAAUCAUCAAGGUAUCAAAGCUGAAAUUGAUGCUCGUAAUGACAGUUUUACAACUUGUAUCGAACUUGGGAAGACCCUGCUGGCAAGGAAACACUAUGCUUCUGAGGAGAUCAAGGAAAAGUUACUGCAGUUGACGGAAAAAAGAAAAGAAAUGAUUGACAAGUGGGAAGACCGAUGGGAAUGGUUGAGACUGAUUUUGGAAGUCCAUCAGUUCUCAAGGGACGCCAGUGUGGCUGAGGCCUGGCUGCUCGGGCAGGAGCCAUACCUGUCCAGCCGUGAAAUCGGCCAGAGUGUGGACGAAGUAGAGAAGCUUAUAAAGCGCCAUGAGGCAUUUGAAAAGUCUGCGGCAACCUGGGAUGAGAGAUUCUCCGCCCUGGAGAGGCUGACAACAUUGGAGCUACUGGAAGUGCGCAGACAGCAAGAGGAAGAAGAAAGAAAGAGGCGGCCGCCAUCUCCGGAGCCAAGCACGAAGGUUUCAGAGGAGGCUGAGUCCCAGCAAUGGGAUACUUCAAAAGGAGACCAAGUUUCCCAGAAUGGUUUGCCGGCUGAGCAGGGAUCUCCACGGAUGGCAGAAACCAUGGACACAAGUGAAAUGGUCAACGGUGCUGCAGAGCAGAGGACAAGCUCCAAAGAGUCCAGCCCCAUCCCCUCUCCCACCUCUGACCGCAAGGCCAAAUCCGCACUUCCGGCCCAGAGCGCUGCCACCCUGCCAGCUAGAACACAGGAGACGCCCGCGGCCCAGAUGGAAGGCUUCCUCAAUCGCAAACACGAAUGGGAGGCCCACAACAAGAAAGCCUCAAGCAGGUCCUGGCACAAUGUUUACUGUGUCAUAAAUAACCAAGAAAUGGGCUUCUAUAAAGAUGCCAAGAGUGCUGCUUCCGGCAUCCCUUACCACAGUGAGGUCCCCGUGAGCUUGAAGGAAGCCGCCUGUGAAGUGGCCCUUGAUUACAAGAAGAAGAAGCACGUGUUCAAACUAAGACUAAAUGAUGGCAACGAGUACCUCUUCCAAGCCAAAGAUGACGAGGAAAUGAACAUGUGGAUUCAGGCUAUCUCCUCCGCCAUCUCCUCUGACAAACAUGACAUGUCCGCCAGCACCCAGAGUACGCCAGCAUCCAGCCGGGCACAGACCUUACCCACCAGCGUUGUCACCAUCACCAGCGAGUCCAGUCCCGGCAAGAGGGAGAAGGACAAAGAGAAAGACAAAGAGAAGCGGUUCAGCCUUUUUGGCAAAAAGAAGUGAACUCCCUGUCGCCCUGCCCUUCUCUUACCUGUCCAGUGAGAGUCCAGCAUGCACGCUCAGACCAACACAUUACUCUGUGCCUAAUGUUCCUCCAUGUAGUUGUUUUUUUUUUUUUUUUUUCUU